Rhincodon typus (whale shark) is the source of this 537-nucleotide messenger RNA. Its product is annotated as oocyte zinc finger protein XlCOF19-like. Gene Ontology annotation, cellular component: nucleus. The record is from RefSeq and is a predicted model, not a curated record. Bases 1 to 537 code for a protein of 178 amino acids. Gene Ontology annotation, molecular function: RNA polymerase II cis-regulatory region sequence-specific DNA binding; DNA-binding transcription activator activity, RNA polymerase II-specific. NCBI's taxonomy places the organism in Eukaryota, Metazoa, Chordata, Chondrichthyes, Orectolobiformes, Rhincodontidae. The transcript has 2 exons. Gene Ontology annotation, biological process: regulation of transcription by RNA polymerase II.
AUGGAAGGAGACAGCACCAUCCACAGUGGAGAGAAACCACUCACAUGUUCUUUGUGUGGACGAAGCUUCAGCCAAUCAUCUGGCCUGUCCAGACACAAAUGUACCCACAACAGAGAGAAAUUGUGGAAAUGUGGUGACUGUGGGAAGGGAUUCAAUUACCCAUCUGACCUCAAAAGGCAUCAGCGCAGUCACACCGGGGAGAAGCCAUUCACUUGUCUCAUGUGUGGGAAAGGAUGCACUCAGUUAUCCAACCUUAUGAUACACCAACGCGUUCACACUGACGAGAGACCUUUUAAAUGUUCAGAGUGUGGAAUGUGCUUUAAAAGCUCGCAGGAACUGAUGUACCAUCAACGUGUUCACACUGAUGAGAAACCAUUCAGGUGCUCUCGCUGCAGGACCGGGUUCAAAACAUCAUCUGAACUUACUAUACACCUGAGGACUCACACUGGGGAAAGACUGUUCAUCUGCUCCGAGUCUUUAUUUGCUGCACAGUUCUGGGUUCUUAAUAGGACCAGGAAAGUGUUCCCCAAACAGUAA